Hemibagrus wyckioides is the source of this 2168-nucleotide messenger RNA. RefSeq lists its product as uncharacterized. The record is from RefSeq and is a predicted model, not a curated record. NCBI's taxonomy places the organism in Eukaryota, Metazoa, Chordata, Actinopteri, Siluriformes, Bagridae. The coding region runs from base 349 to 1137 and encodes 262 amino acids. The transcript is spliced from 9 exons. Gene Ontology annotation, cellular component: membrane.
UUUUUAUAGCCACUAGGUGGCGCUUUAUCCAGCUGAAUCACCGGAGCAGUGAUCUUCACACUGUGAACUCUUCACUCUUCUCUUUUUAAUGAAGUAUUGUUGUUAUUAUUAUUAUUAUUAUUUAUCCCUGUGUGUUUGGACAUGUGUGUGAGCUGACAGCUGGACACCAGAGCUGCUGUUGUGCAGAGACCUGAGAUCCUGAAUACGGGUUUUUUUUCUCUCUCUCACACCUUCCCGCAAUCUCUCUCUCUCUCUCUCUCUCUCCUCCAUCAUCCUGCUCCAGCUUUCUGCAGCCCCUGUUCGUGCCACGAGAUAUUUUUUCUCUUAUAAUCAGAAGAUAAUAACAGCAUGGGGAUUGAGAGUCAAGCCCCGGCUCAGCCUGCGGUCAGCCUGACGCCCAGACAGGUGAAAACUUUCCAGAAGGUGGAACCCAAAGCUUUAGGGUCCAUCCAGAUCGUCAUCGCUGUUUUGUGUCUGUGCCUGAGUGUGUCCGUGCUUCAGAUCUACUACGAAGUCCACUUCACCCCUGACCUCAUCGUAGUGGUGGUGAUCGUCAUACAGAUUCUCGCCUCCGGUUCAGUCCUGAUCCAUGCUGGGAGAUUUCCUUCUCUAUUCUGGGUAAAAGCGACUCUGGCCAUUCACCUCGUAAGUGCUGCGUUCACCACGGCCACGCUGGGUCUCCUGUCUCGCCACCUUCCCUACAGACAGGACUCGUAUCACUGUGAGCACUGCAGGAGACUGGAGAUCUACGCUGUGCAACAAAAUUGUUUCAAGAAAUGCAAUUAUACAGUCGAAAGAACCUGUAAACUCUUGAUUGACGGCUUGUUGGCUACGCUGGUGCUGUUCCUGGUGGUGGAGCUGAUCGUCUGCAUCGUCACCAUUCUGUUUGGACUCAGUGUUCUGGCUAAAGGAGGCCUGCAUCUGCCCGGUGUGGUCCAGCGCAUCGAACGUCCUCCAGCUCGCCCUGCUCCUCCUCAGCCAGAGACUGCCCCUCCUCAGCAGGUGGAGGAGGUGGUGGAGGAGGUGGUGUUGGUACCUGAGGCUGCUCAUGAACCUUAUCCUCAGUCGGUAGAUGAUGCUUCUACACCUCCUACCGAACCACAGGUGGAGCCCAUUGACUCUUUAGCGGAUGUCUGAGGCUAGUCGGGGUCAUGUGACCACAUCUCCACCGCAAACAGGAGCUUUAGUCGUUCAGGGCGCUUUCUCCGAGCAGAUCGGUUUAGUUCAACAGCUAGUUAGCUUCUGCUCUCAGAACAUAUUUGAAUAACUAAAACUCCUGUGUGCUUUUUCCACCAAUCAGAGCGGAGAGUGAAGACCUGAGGCCAGAAAUGAAAUGUAUACAAUUUACAUUAGCCUCGUAGCUCCUUAUUUAUUUAUCUGUUUUCUUUACUUUUAAACUGAUUGUGAAUAAUGAUAUUAGAGCCAUUUUUUCCCCCAAAACAAAGUUUUCAAACCUGAUAAACUAAGUUUAUACCACAUUGCUGUCGAAUCCUCAAAGCUGAUUGGUCAGAAAGAUACCGAUUCCUCCGAUACGUUAUUGUUUCUAUAGCGACAGCUAUUCACGGAAAGGAGUCUCCGUGUGUAAAGCGGUAGCUUUACGCUUUACUAUUUAACUCGACGAGCUGUAUUUUCUGUCCUGUUCGUAGCUGGUUACAGGAAUUCGACACGGCUCUUGUUUCAUGAACAUUCCACGUAACUGAAAACGUACCUUUUUUUUUUUUAAAGUAAUAAUGUAAGAGGUGAGGCGUAAGAGGAGUAAAACAUUUCCUGCCUGCUGUUAUAGGAAGAUAUCAUAAUUCAAGGUGACUUCUUUUUGCUGGUGAUUUUUUUCCUGUGACAGCGCACCAUCUCCAUGUGCUUUAUUCUCCACCCACGUGACAUUUCAUAAUGAGUUACGAAAAAUCUGACCACUAAAGUCAGUAGAUUCCAGUACAUACUAUAUGAAAUACUACUUGUUUAUUUUUGUCGCUUGCACUAUAGAGUGGAUGAACAUGAUUAGCUGUGAUUAGUCGGUGUAAAGCAUAAAACCGUGUCACACUACCACUUCAGACCCUGUGUGAGGGUAUCAGGGAUCUCCAGGAACAAAGACUUGAUCAUCUGAGACAGAUCUGCUUUUAGUCAUGAUGUAACUGUCAUCCUUCACUAAACACGAGCUUGAUGAAAACGUA